Molecule: messenger RNA, 644 nt
Organism: Charadrius vociferus (killdeer)
Lineage: Eukaryota; Metazoa; Chordata; Aves; Charadriiformes; Charadriidae
Gene: CACFD1
Product: calcium channel flower domain containing 1
Exons: 5
Coding region: 1-525 (174 amino acids)
Biological process (GO): vesicle-mediated transport
Cellular component (GO): membrane
Source: RefSeq, a predicted model, not a curated record
AUGAGCUCUCAGGAUGAGCAGUUCCAAGCAGGAGCCCCUGACCCAGCGGCUUCCUCCGCCGAUGAUGGCAUGACCUGGUGGUACAGGUGGCUCUGCAGGAUUGCCGGGGUCAUCGGGGGCAUGUCCUGUGCCUUCGCUGGUCUCUGGAACUGUGUCACCAUCAACCCCCUGAACAUCGCGGCCGGCGUGUGGAUGAUGCUCAACGCCUUCAUCCUGUUCCUGUGCGAAGCGCCCUUCUGUUGCCAGUUUAUCGAGUUUGCGAACGCUGUCUCUGCGAGGGCAGACAAGCUGCGGCCCUGGCAGAAAGCUGCUUUUUACUGCGGGAUGGCUGUGUUCCCCGUCGUGCUCAGCCUGACGCUCACCACGCUCUUUGGAAAUGCCAUCGCGUUUGCCACCGGCGUGCUUUAUGGCCUGUCGGCGCUCGGCAAAAAGGGAGAUGCCAUCACCUAUGCCCGGAUCCACCAGCAGCAGAAGCAAAUGGAUGAAGAGAAGCUCACAGGCUCCCUGGAGGGACAGGCUCUCUGAAGCACUCGAGCUCGGGGUAACUUCUUCUGGACAUUCAGAUGGUGAAGAUACGGAAAUCCUCUCUGCCCUUCCCUCUGCCCACUCCCCUCUCCGUUACGCCACGAUUUCCCUGGACACUG